AUGCCGUCCUCGCCCUCUCCACCAGAAAUUUCUUCUCAGACCACCACUACAUCACCACCCUCCUCAAUCGCAGCACAAGCUCAAUUAAUCCACACAGUAUCUCUGAUAUCCGUCGUACUUUGCCCCGUAAUUCUCGCUCUUCCGCCGCGGAAACUCGAUGUCUACAGCAUAUUACUCGUCUCGGGGACGUUUGUAGGAGGAAACCAACUCGCGAGAGAAUAUACAGGUCGGAGCAUCGUUCAGCGUGUACAAGAAAUACCUGCGCGGUGGCCUAGCAGUGGCAAGGCGGAGAAUGUAAUAAGAAAGGAAACUCCCUGGCUAGGUACGGAUGGGGCUCAAUUAAAAACAACGAAUCCUCUACCAAUCGAGAGGAAUAAACACGGUAUCCUUGAUGAAUUACAAAAACAGAAAGCAGCCACGGGAACGUCUCAGAAACCGGAAUGGAAGCAAGAACGAGAUAAGAGAGAAAUAGAAGCCGCGGAAGAAGGAAAGGGCUACGGGGAUCUGAUAACGGAACAAAUCUGGGAAGUGUGGAAUUGGGGCAGAGGGCAGGCAGAGGAGCUGAAGGAGAAGGACGAGGAGGUUGUGAGAGAGGCAAAAGAUCAUGAGAGGGAGAAGAAACAGUGA
Molecule: messenger RNA, 627 nt
Organism: Glarea lozoyensis ATCC 20868
Lineage: Eukaryota; Fungi; Ascomycota; Leotiomycetes; Helotiales; Helotiaceae
Exons: 1
Coding region: 1-627 (208 amino acids)
Source: RefSeq, a predicted model, not a curated record